This is a messenger RNA of Sorghum bicolor (sorghum), 3448 nucleotides long. RefSeq names its product B3 domain-containing protein Os07g0563300. Gene Ontology annotation, molecular function: DNA binding; zinc ion binding. The record is from RefSeq and is a predicted model, not a curated record. The transcript has 12 exons. The coding region runs from base 122 to 3058 and encodes 978 amino acids. NCBI's taxonomy places the organism in Eukaryota, Viridiplantae, Streptophyta, Magnoliopsida, Poales, Poaceae.
UCCCGUCUCGUCCUCUGCCCAUCGUCGUUAUUCCUAUCUCCCCCACGAUUCCCACGCCCCCUCCAAAAACCCCCCCCUCUCGCCUCACAGCGCGGCCGCCGGCUUGGUGUGGCGCCCGACCAUGUCGUCCCCGGCGCCGCCACAGCAGGCACCGCCGGCGCAGCCUCCCCCGCCGCCAGCCGCCGCGCCCCCCACCGCCGUGCCCACGACGGUCGUCUCCGCGACCCCCAUCUCGGUGCAGCUGCCGCCUAUCCAGCCGAAACCGCCGCCGCCACAGCCGCAGGCGCAGGCGCAGCAGCAGCCGCCGCCGGGUAGCGCUUCCGGCCCGCAACCGCCGACGCCGGCGCAGCUCUUGAAUCUGGGCCCGCAGCCGCCGCUGUACCGGGGCCCGAUCUGCUGGAACUCCUAUUGCAAGGACCCCGACCCCAACUCUUUCGGCCGCCGCGGCUGGAAGGUCCGCUCGGGCCCGCCCUACUCCGUGUACGCCGACCUCUGCGGGAGAUGCUAUUCUCAGUUUGAACAGGGGAUAUACUGCGAAACGUUCCAUUCCGAAGAGGGCGGCUGGAGGAACUGUGAAUCCUGCGGGAGGAGGGUACAUUGUGGCUGCAUCGUGUCCAUCCACAAGUAUCAGCUCCGCGACGCUGGUGGGGUUGACUGCGCCAAGUGUGCUCGGAGCACCCGUGCUGCCAUGGCACCACCGAGUCCAGUAUGGACCGCCCCUAUUCAUACUUCUCAAAAUGUAUCUGAUAGAAGAGACAUUCCUGUGAAGAGCUGGAGACCUCCUGCCGGGCAAAUUUCAAGUCAGUGGAGACAGACUAACCUGUGGAGCAUGUCCAGUGUACAGUCAGACUUGCAGCAGCGUCUAGCUUUUGAGUUUGAUAGGCCUAGUGGUAGUGAAAAGUUACUUCCUGGGCGCACUUUUAUUCAUGCCCAGGAAAGGAAAUUUGAUGACAUGCAUGACAGACCAACAACUCCUGUGGGCAUGAACCACAUUAUAAGGGAGAGAGAUCCCAAUGGGCAUGGCCAGCCCACCAAUAUGGAUCCAGCAUACUCUUAUACCCUCUAUCACAGAGAUGGAUCACAUCCAAAUAAUCUUCAUGAUCCUAGUCACCCUGGUGGAGAAAACGACUCUUUGUCUUCCAGAAAAGUGGCAAUGCCAGAAGCUUCUACAAGUGCAGAUGCUGGCUUCAAGCUUGAUUCACAUCAUCCGUCUAAUUUAAAGGAUGAUCCACCAUCCCUUUCAGUUGGUCUGGCUUCUAAUUUUGCAUCACAGAAUGGACAGAAAGACCAUAUCAGAAUUGCACCUAGUCAGCAGCAAGCACAAAUGGCUUCCUCCUCAUUGCAGAAACAAUUCUAUUCUCACACUGUGACUGGUUAUAAUGAAUUCCAAGCACAGUUGCGCAAUGGAAGACCAAGAAUGGAUGCAAAGGCGAGAUCACAGUUACUUCCCCGCUAUUGGCCUAGAAUAACAGAUCAAGAGCUACAGCACUUAUCUAGCGAGUAUCCGACAUAUUCUACUUGCAUUAAUGAUUCAAAUUCUGUUAUUACUCCUUUGUUUGAAAAGAUGUUAAGUGCUAGUGAUGCUGGGCGGAUUGGUCGUUUAGUUUUGCCAAAGAAGUGUGCUGAGGCAUACUUCCCUCCGAUCUCCCAACCUGAAGGGCUCCCUUUAAAGGUUCAGGAUGCCAGUGGUAAAGAAUGGAUAUUCCAAUUCCGUUUCUGGCCAAAUAACAAUAGCAGGAUGUAUGUAUUGGAGGGUGUCACACCUUGCAUUCAGGCAAUGCAGUUACAAGCAGGCGACACAGUUACCUUCAGUCGAAUAGAUCCAGAAGGGAAAUUGAUCAUGGGCUUUAGGAAGGCAACUAAUAAUUCUUCUGAACAGGAGCAAAUUACAAAGCCUGCCAAUGGUGCCCCGGCAACUUCAGAAGCAAAUGGUAAAGUUUCUGGUGCAGAUUCUAGUCCAAAUGCUGCAGUUUCCCGUCAAAACAAGGUCAACAUAGAGACCAAAAGUUCUAGCCCUGUGGAACAAGCCACUGCAUUGAAAAUGGAUAAGGAUGGAUUAACACAGAAGGAAGGGCCAGGAACUGCUAGUUCUUCCCCAGGUUCUGUCAAGAGAAAAACAACUAAUCUUGGUCAAAAGAAUAAAAGAUUACGGAUGGAUAAUGAGGAAUCAAUGGAGUUGAAGAUAACGUGGGAGGAAGCACAAGAAUUGCUUCGUCCUCCUCCUAAGGCACCAUCCAUUGUUAUUGUUGAUGGCCAUGAGUUCGAGGAAUAUGAGGAGCCACCGGUACUUGGAAGGAAGACUUAUUUUGUAGCAGAUAAAUCAGGUUCGGACCAUCAAUGGGCCCAAUGUGAGGAUUGUUCCAAAUGGAGGAAACUCCCAAUAGAUGCCCUGUUGCCCUCCAAAUGGACCUGCUCUGACAAUAAAUGGGAUCCAGAAAGGUCUUCUUGCGAACAUGCACAGGAAAUAAGUAUGGAGGAGCUUGCAGAAAUCAUUCCUAUAAAAUAUGCCAAAAAGCCCAAAUCGAGGAUGGAAUCUGAUGCUAUUGAUGCUUCGGAUGGGCUGGACACACUUGCAAACCUUGCAAUUCUUGGCGAAGGUGAAGCUCUUCCUUCGCAGCCAACAACGAAACAUCCUCGCCAUCGUCCCGGCUGUUCAUGCAUUGUCUGCAUCCAACCACCAAGCGGCAAGGGUCCAAAGCACAAGCAGACAUGCACCUGUAACGUUUGUAUGACGGUUCGCCGCCGGUUCAGGACGCUCAUGCUUCGACGUGAGAAGAAGGCGACAACAGAUACGCCUCGCAAGAAAGAGACAGGCCAAUCCAGUGAGAAGGUCACACAAGCUGUGUCCACCCCGCCAGUAGCCAGUGCCAGUGCAACCAGCCCCCCUCGGAAAGCAGAUGGAAACGCCGAUGGGGCUGAAGACAUGGCCGUGGAUCACAAGGUGACAUCCUCUCCCGUCAAGAACCAUAUUGACCUGAACAUCCAACCUGAUCGGGAUGAUGAGCAGUCACCGAAAUCUGGUACGGCUGGUUUGUUGAGCCGAGACAAUCCAAGUUAAGAGAGUGGGUCGCGUGGAUUGCCUGAUCAUUCCGGUGAGUGGACAUAGAUAACCGAUCGAACCCAUCCUUCCGAAUGUCUAUACCCAUUUUUUAUGAAAGAUGUGGCGUGAGCCGUGAGGUGUUAGUGUAGCUGUUACCUGUUACCUUCCCAUACCAUAGAGCCGGUUUCCUUUUUCCCUCAGACUCCAGUGGUAAUGUUUAUCGUGUAUACCAUAGGGCAGGAUACCCGUAGGUGUUGCAUGGGGCCUUGCAUACCCCUGUAUGCAUGUAUGUAUUGCAAGACCAGCUCGUUUCGGCUGAAUGUAAACCGUAAGUUGCUAAUGUACCCUGCAUAUAUUUCUCCCGGAGUUGGCAGGAAUUGCCACAUUCGUAUGUGUGUUCAGGAUGAA